ACGCUGGUGUGUGACGGCGAGUGGAAGGUUCACAUCGCUAAGUUCUCUCUGCUGGUGGGCUCUAUCUUCGGUUACCUGCUGAUGGGAGCGAUGGCAGACUGGUUGGGCCGGAUCCCCGUGCUGCUGGUGUCUGUGCUGUCUGUGCUGGUGUUCGGUUUGGCCGUGGCCUUCUCUGUGGAUAUGGCCAUGUUCAGCACGCUGCGCUUCUUCGAAGGCUUCUGUCUGGCGGCGAUCAGACUCUCGCUUUACGUCUUGAGGAUCGAGCUGUGUUUGCCCGCGUGGCGUUUCUCCAUGACCAUGAUCGCCAGCCUGAUCAUCGUGAGCGGCCAGCUGCUGAUGCCCGGUCUGGCGGCGCUGUGCCGUGAUUGGCAGAUCCUGCAGAUCGUCAUCAUCGCCCCGUUUGUGCUCAUGCUGCCGUACGUCUGGAUGUUUCCGGAGUCUCUGCGCUGGUUGUUGGUCACUCAGCAUUAUCAAAGAGCCAAGCGACAGAUGUUCCGCAUCGCCCGUAGCAACAGCGUCGACACGGCAACCGACUCCAGCGGCAUCCUCUCAGAGCUGGAGACUGAACUGCAGCAGAAGCCGAAGACGUUCUGCGUGACGCAGCUGAGUGGCACCAGAAACCUGUGGAAGAACACCGUCGUCCUCUGCGUCAACUCGUUGACAGGUUAUGGCAUCCAUCACUGCUUUGCGCGCAGCGUUCUGGAGGGCAGCGCAUCUCACCUGCAUUAUUACGCAUUAGCGGCGAUCGCCGUGGCCUCCUGCAUGGUGCUGUUCCCGGUGGUGGCUGGCUUCGGCAGGAGAGGAGGACUGCUCACCUUCAUGAUCAUCACGGCUCUGGCGUCGCUGCUGCAGCUGGGUUUGCUCAACCUGAUCGGCAAGUACAGUCUAUGGCACGAUGCAGCUCAGCGGGACUCGCUGAACCAGCGCUUCUCGUACGCGUUCUCCAUCAUCGGGAUGUUCUCGUCUCAUGCCGUCAGCACACUCAGCAUCUUCUACUGCGCCGAGAUCACGCCGACGGUCAUCAGGGGUGGAGGAGUGGGUCUGGUCCUAGCGAGCGCAGGUUUCGGUAUGCUAACAGCGCCGCUGAUGGAGCUCCACAAUCAGAAGGGUUUCUUCCUGCAUCACGUGAUCCUCACCUGCUGCACUCUGCUCUGCAUCAUUUGCAUACCGUUGCUCCCGGAAACCGCCAGCCAACCGCUGCCCGAGACUAUUGCUGAGGGGGAGGGGCUUCUGCGGCGGCCCAUCUUCCCCGGAGAACAGCACCACCUACUGGCCAGGACCGAGGUCAGGGAGUAUUCGCGCGUUCAGGACACGCCCCUUCACCAGGUCGUCAACCCCGGCAACGGCUCGGUGCCUAGCAACAGCACAGCCAAUGGCGUGAGGAUUUCAUGACGGCGUUUGCUAAAUAUGGCCGAACGAAGAGCGAUUGUCGAGAACGAGUUUCACUCAUUCGUUUUUUUUAAACUGCGAAAUGCGACUGAUGUCGUGGUAAAGUGUCAAACGCCUCAUUAACCAGCAUCGGUGAAAAAUUCUUACCAUUGUACAAACUGGAAAUGUUAUUUUAACUUGCGUUUAGCGAAAGGAGCUCUAUUUUUCGAAUGGCCACUACCGAACAACAACCUCACGGAGGAGUUUCACUGAUUUGAAUGCGUUUUGUUUUGUACGUUUGGUAAAUGUUUGGUAUUUAUUAUAAGGACAGAAUGACGUUGACUGUAAGAACCGGCGGACUUUAUUCAUGUACAGGAGAUUGUUUCCACCACAGGAAAAUAAAAUAAAAAAAGGUAUUCGUAACUUUCUCUCACAGUCACAACUCCGACUUUUUUCUCGCAAUUCUAAGAAAAAAAUGUGCAAUUCUAAGUAAAAAAAAUAAUAAUUGUGGGAUAUAUACUCAGAGAAAAGUCAGAAUCACAAUAUAUAAACUCGCAAUUCUGAAAGAAGUAAAAAUCGCACAAUAUGACCUGAGAAUCGCAAGAUUUAAUGCCACAAUUCAGAGAAAAGUCAGAAUUGCAAGAUUUAAAGUUGCAAUUCUGAAAAAAGUUAAAAUAGCAAUAUAUAAACUGAGAAUCGCAAGAUUUAAUGCCGCAAUCCUGGGAGAAGUCAGAAUCGCAAGAUAUAAAUUCGCAAUUCUGAGAAAAAAGUUAGAAUUUUUAGUUGAAAAGUCGC
Messenger RNA from Sinocyclocheilus anshuiensis, 2163 nucleotides. Its product is annotated as solute carrier family 22 member 23-like. Gene Ontology annotation, cellular component: membrane. Gene Ontology annotation, molecular function: transmembrane transporter activity. Bases 82 to 1392 code for a protein of 436 amino acids. The record is from RefSeq and is a predicted model, not a curated record. Gene Ontology annotation, biological process: transmembrane transport. NCBI's taxonomy places the organism in Eukaryota, Metazoa, Chordata, Actinopteri, Cypriniformes, Cyprinidae. The transcript has 9 exons.